AUGGCUUCUGCAAAACAACGAGGAAAUACAGGAGUCUUACUUGCAGAGGAACGUGGAUUUGCUAUAGUGUUUCUUGUACGAGGAAGCUCUGGCAGGAAGUAUGCCUUGAAGAGGAUGUAUGUAAAUGAAGAACAUGACUUACAAAUAUGUCAACGUGAGAUUAAAAUUAUGUCAUCUUUAAAUGGUCAUAAGAAUAUAAUUCCUUAUGUUGAUUCAAGCAUUACAAGAUCUAGCACUGAUGUCUAUGAAGUAUUAAUAUUGAUGGAGUACUGUAGAACUAGUGUAAUACAGUUAAUGAAUGAACGAAUAAAUAUUGGUUUUACUGAAGGUGAAGUAUUGCGUAUAUUUUGUGAUGUCUGUGAAGCAGUAUCUAGAUUACAUCAUUGUCAAACUCCUAUUGUACACAGAGACUUAAAGAUUGAAAAUAUUUUACUGCAUCCAGAAUCUAGUUGUUACAUGUUGUGUGAUUUUGGAAGUGCUACCCCUAAGGUACUUAAUCCGUUAGUACAAGGAGCUUCUAAAUGUAAAGAAGAAAUAGAAAAAUAUACCACAUUAUCUUAUCGUUCACCAGAAAUGAUUGAUUUGUAUAACGAUAAACAGAUAUCAACAAAAGCUGAUAUUUGGGCACUUGGAUGUAUGCUUUAUAAAUUGUGUUUUUUUACAUUACCAUUUGGUGAGAGUGCAUUGGCUAUACAGAGUGGCAACUUUACUAUUCCAGAUGAUACAAAAUACUCUAAAGAAAUGCACCAACUAAUAGCUUAUAUGUUAGAAGUUGAUCCCGACAUCAGACCUGAUAUUUUUCAGGUAUCUUACAUUUCAUUCAAGAUGGUACGAAAAGAAACUCCAAUACCCAAUUUACAUAAUUCUCCAUCACCUAUUUUGGACAAACUACCAGAAGCAUUGACAGAGUCUGAAUUCCGACAUCAGCAGCAAAAACAAAGAGAAAAAGCCAGAGCCUCAAUAACAGCUGUUGAUACUAGUACGUCAGUUACUCCCAGACAAAGACCCAAAGUUGGUCAGGUAAAUGUGACUCCGAAAAGCACAAAGACAAUACAUCCGCCUACUACUACAACAGUUACACCAGUCAAUAGGCCUAAACCAGUGGCCAAUCAUACAAAAGUGACUCCAGUCCCAGAAAAACAACUGCAGCAACAAGCUUUGAUGCAGCAACAUCAGGCUUUGUAUAAGCAACAACAACAAUUGCAACAACAGCAGUUACAGCAACAGCAACAAAAACAGCAACAGCAGCAGCAGUUACGACAACAGCAGCAAGCUAUAUAUCAGCAGCAACAGCAACAACAUUUUAUGCAACAGCAGUAUCAACAACAACAGCAGCAGCAGUACCUGCAGCAGCAACAAUACCUUCAACAGCAACAGUACUUGCAGCAGCAACAACAAUAUAUGCAACAAAUGCAAUACCAUCAACAACAACAAGAGCAAUUCAAAACGCCAAUGUCCACUAAGCAGUAUGCGAUGAUGGUGCAGCAGCAGCAACUUCAGCCACAGUCGCAGCAACAAACCUUGCUAGCCAUGACACAACAUCAAUCAAGGCAAAAUCCACCAACAGAUACAUUGGUGUCUGUCACUCCACCAGAAUCACCAAGAAUGCAACAACACAGAAACCAAGUCAAUGCAGCAGCAGCUUCACAACAGAACGUAGCAGUGCAACGCUCUAGUGAUUGUUUCCUGACAGCUGGUGUGAAGUCCUCUAGUUCAACUCCUGGCCAGUCACCUAUAGCUAGUCCGCAACUGCCUGUGUCUGAUAUGUCCCAGUGGAAUCCAUUUGGCGAUAAAGAUAAUUUCAGUGCAAUGUCAGAAGAUCAUUUUGUUGAUAUGGAGUUUGACGCACUCCGGAAACCACAAAAAAGUGAUGUUGGUUGUAUUCAAUCCAAUGAGAUUAGUGAUACUGACAGCAGUUCUUCAAUGAAAUCUAAUACCAGACCCAGAAGUGCAAGUACUGGUUCCAAACCUAACAUCAAAGCAACUGUUGUCAACUCAAGUGAGGAUUUAUUUGGAGCAGCACCAUUUGUUGAAUUACACCAAGAUACAUACCAUUCUGACUUUGGAUCUGGAUCUGGACCGGAUGAAUUUGGAUUAACUCCAUUUGUUCUUGAUACCCCAAAAGAACAACCUUCUGUCCCGGGUGCAAGAAGUGAUCAACCAUCUGCAUUUACACGAGUUAGUGGAAGAUCCCAAUUAGCUGUAGAUGAGUUUGGAAACAAGGAUCCUGAAGCUGUCGGAAGUGAACAGUUUUCAUACCUUGGUUUUGAUGAUGAAACUCUGGAUGUGAAAAGACGUGUACGUUAUAUGAUGAGCGAUAAUCAACAGCAAUAUGUAAAUGAGGGUGAGGAGUCUGAUUUUAGUGAAGAUGGACGAAGUAGUGCUUCUGAUAUAGAAAAAGAAUUUCAUCCUUUAGAGGAUGAUGUUGAAGAAUUGUUAUCAUCCAGUGUUUCUCAGGAUGGUUUCACUCCUGCUGGACAUCACAAAUCUACUAGUGAUGAUGAUCCAUUCAAACAUGCGCCAUUCCAUCUAAAGAAACCACAGCAUGGUAUAACUGCAAAUAAUGAAUCGGCCACCAGUUGUACCUUAACUCCUCCUAUGUCUCCACCACUGAAUAAGGAUGGUGAUGUGGAUGUUUUUGGAGCUGCACCUUUUAGUGCCAAGCAGAACAAAAAACAGAACCAAAGGCUUUCCAGUUCAGACAGUUCUGAUGUCUUCACUCAAGCACCAUUCCCAGGAAAGAGUGCAUCCAAAUCUAAAAAGAAAACAGUUUGUAAGCAAUCACAUCAUUUACAACAAGCACAAGCGAUGGUCGUUGCAAAUCCAACACCUCCAAUAUCACCAACUGAGGUUAACUUGUAUGGUGCUCAAGCACAACCACAAGAUCCAAGUGGUGCCAACAAAGAAGAUCUAUUUGGUAUUUCAUUCUCUGCUGAUAAAUCUGGAAAAGAAUUGAAGCAAGCACAUAAAGAAUCAGGACAUACUGGUGUCUCUAGAAGACUCCAUGUAGUAAGCACACCCAGUGGUAUCCGACACACUACCCCUACUGGAUACAGAAAACGUAGUGGUAGUGGUGCAUCUAGGUCUUCUAAAGGUAACAGACGACAUUCUUCUGACAGCUCCGAUUCUAGCAAAUCCAGUCCCUCUCAGCUGAGAUCACAAGAUGAAUUUCAACAUCAAUUAUUCAGCUGUUUAGCUGAAUCAAGGAAUCAAGAAUCCAAAUAUCAGGAAUGUGCAAUAAACCAAAGUUUUGAUGAUCAUUACAAGUCUUCGGGACAAACAUCUAAUCCUGCCACUGAUGAUGCAAGUUUUCAUAAUGAGUGGUUUGAGGAAAUUGAUCCGUUUGGUACAGCGCCAUUUGUACCUUGCCAAGAAAACAUUGCAACAUCCCAAAUGAUAACAAGUCAACCCAGUUUUAAUGCGACCAUAUCAAAUACACAUAUAGAGUCCUGGCCACUACAUCGUAGGCAUGCCAAAAAACGUAGUAGUCCUGGUGUUUCACGAGCAGCUUUCAAGAAAUCAUCUCCAAGAAAUCGACAACGUAGAACACUCCCACAAACACCCGAUACAGAACCUUUUGAUUUGAAAAAUAGAGGCCCUAUGCCAAGAAAAAAGUAAUUAACACAUUGGAGGCCACACAAAUUUACUCAAUACUUUUGGGACAUAUGGCACUACAUUAUGAUGUCAAUGUGUUUAUUGUUUGUCAGAGUUUGUAUGUACAAAAAUAACCAUGCACGGUCAGAAUUGACAAUGGCUGAUGUGUUCAUCAUGCAUCCUUACAAAGUAAGAUAAAGAGUUCAUUGAAUUUCUGUGUAAAUAACGAUGAUUCUAAUUACAAUUAAAUCUUGCAGGCUAAAGUAAUAAAAGUAUUAUAAGUUC
Saccoglossus kowalevskii is the source of this 3879-nucleotide messenger RNA. RefSeq lists its product as uncharacterized. Gene Ontology annotation, molecular function: protein kinase activity; ATP binding. The record is from RefSeq and is a predicted model, not a curated record. Lineage: Eukaryota; Metazoa; Hemichordata; Enteropneusta; Harrimaniidae. Gene Ontology annotation, biological process: protein phosphorylation.